UUUGCUCUCGGCUUAUUCAAACGUGGCAAACCUUACAGAUUCUACAUAGGCGUCUGGUACAACAAGCUCCCAGGUCAAACGAUAGUCUGGGUAGCAAACAGAAAAGCUCCCAUCUUUGAUCCUACAAAUUCAAAGCUUCAAAUCUCAGAUCUCGGCGAUCUCGUCCUCCUCAACAGCUCCAACAAUCCAGUUUGGUCAUCGAAAUCCACGGCUAAAGCUGCCAUAGCUAUCCUGCUUGAUACAGGGAACCUUGUUCUCAGAAAUGGUUCAAACUCAGAAGUUGAUAUCUGGCAAAGCUUCGCUCACCCGACGGAUACAUGGAUGCCUGGGGGAUGGCUUGGUGUGAACAAAGUCACCGGAGAGUACCAGAGCUUGACAUCAUGGAAGAGCCCUGAGGACGCUACACCCGGUUUCUUUGGGCAGAGCAUGAACCCUGAUGGCUCAAACGAAUAUGUUUUGAUCUGGAAUGGAUCAAACAUCUACUGGAGAAGCGGUCUAUGGAAUGGCCAGUACUUCGCUAACGUUCCAGGAACCAGAGAAAACACGGUCUUCAACUUUACUUUCGUUGACAAUAAAGAUAGCAAGUUUGCCACAUACACGAUGAAUGUGAAAAGUAUACUUACUCGAUUUGUAGUUGAUUCUGAGGGGCAAGGGCUGCAAUGGUUUUGGAUGAGCACCACACAACAGUGGCAGACAGAGUUCACCCAGCCUCUAGCUCACUGUGAUGUCUACUCUCUUUGUGGACCUUUUGGAAUAUGUGAUGAAAUGAAUCUUGAUUCGAUUUGCAGGUGUGCUGUUGGUUUUAUGCCUGCUUCAGAGCAG
Molecule: messenger RNA, 822 nt
Organism: Phalaenopsis equestris
Lineage: Eukaryota; Viridiplantae; Streptophyta; Magnoliopsida; Asparagales; Orchidaceae
Product: G-type lectin S-receptor-like serine/threonine-protein kinase At2g19130
Exons: 1
Biological process (GO): recognition of pollen
Source: RefSeq, a predicted model, not a curated record